AUGGAGGUUCCCGAGAACAUGUUCGCAGAGGCGAUCCUUGACAAUGUGGUAGACUUGGGGGAGCUGGUUCUGCAGUUCUAUGGGGGGUACAUGGAAAAGCAGCCAGUCUCUCCCGACACAAACCCUCAGAAGCUGGGAAGGCGGCUCCGGAAACGAAUGAAAAAGGAUUACGGCAUUGACAGCACAUUUGAAUUGGAGGACAAUUUGCCACCCCGAGAUCCGAAAGACAAGACUUCAAAGCAGGACUAUGUGGGUGCCUUCAAUAGAUUGCUACCAACUUAG
This is a messenger RNA of Durusdinium trenchii, 282 nucleotides long. The record is from the annotation of a GenBank genome assembly. Lineage: Eukaryota; Dinophyceae; Suessiales; Symbiodiniaceae.